UCUUCAAGACCUUCACACCCCCCACGCUCCUCCCUAACAACGGCACCAACGGCGCGCCCAUCUACUUCGCAGUCCGCGGCAAGGUCUUCGACGUCACGCCCGGCCGCAACUUCUACGGCCCUGGCGGACCAUACGAGAACUUCGCCGGCAGAGAUGCGUCGCGGGGCCUGGCGUGCGGAAGUUUCGACGAUGAUAUGUUGACAAAGGAUUUGCAGGCCCCGUUGGAUACGCUACAGGGGCUAGGGCCGGAUGAGAUGGAGUCGCUGCACGGCUGGGAGGAGAGGUUUGGGGAGAAGUAUUUGGUUGUUGGGCGCUUGGUUGCUGUUGGGGAUGAGGGGAAGGAGGGGGUGGAGAAUGUGCAGGGGAAGCAUCUUUCUGGUUGA
Molecule: messenger RNA, 383 nt
Organism: Lachnellula hyalina
Lineage: Eukaryota; Fungi; Ascomycota; Leotiomycetes; Helotiales; Lachnaceae
Gene: DAP1
Product: Damage response protein
Exons: 1
Cellular component (GO): membrane; endomembrane system
Source: RefSeq, a predicted model, not a curated record